This is a messenger RNA of Microthlaspi erraticum, 225 nucleotides long. Lineage: Eukaryota; Viridiplantae; Streptophyta; Magnoliopsida; Brassicales; Brassicaceae. The record is from the annotation of a GenBank genome assembly.
AUGUUAAAGGGAUUUGCUGAUUUGAAUGCAUUGUUUGAGUCUUUUGGAGCAUUCUGGAGCAUAUGGGACAUGAGGAGCAUGGAGGGACUUGGCACAUGGAGCAGCUCAACUGGAUACGCAAAGGAAGAAGGGAGAAGCCAUCUUGAAGACCAGCUCGACCGUCUACUCGACCAACCGGUCGAGUUCCUCAACUCGACCGGCCAAGCUUCAACUCGAUCGAGCUGA